Suillus plorans is the source of this 603-nucleotide messenger RNA. RefSeq lists its product as uncharacterized. The record is from RefSeq and is a predicted model, not a curated record. Bases 1 to 603 code for a protein of 200 amino acids. The transcript is spliced from 4 exons. Lineage: Eukaryota; Fungi; Basidiomycota; Agaricomycetes; Boletales; Suillaceae.
AUGUCAAUAUACGCGCAGUCUCAGAUCUGCUCCGAGUCCGCAAAUGACAUUGCAGCAGGUCCAAGCAACGCCGUUGAAUUCCAACAAAAUGCAACCACACCCACCGAACCUCAAGCAGCCAGUGCUACAGACCGCAGCAUCCAGAAGAUCAUGAAGAUGCACGACCACUGGCGACAUCCACUUGCCCAUCGUCGAGUCCUGAUAAGGAUUGUGAUCUGCUGCGGGACAACAGAGAAUCCCCACUUAAUUGUCCAAAAGAAUGAACAUAAUCAGAGAACUGAGGUGAUUCACCAACUCUGGCCCCUCUGUCUGAUCAGGUCUAAUGUCAAUCCUUCGACCUUGGAAAAGGUUAUUUCCAAAACUAUGAAGAAGCCUAUUACUGAAGAUGAAAUAUUGAAACUUGCUUCUCCAUGGUUCUCACAAUUCAACUACAAUGUGAGGCGCAGGCUGAACGACACCCUUGACUCUCACACAGGCUUUGGCCUCGGGGAUGGUGCAUAUGGUGAUGUUUUGACGGAUAAGAUCUGGAGUGCAUUCAGAUGUUUAUCAGACCAUUUGCACACGUGCUCCCACUUUCCGACAAUGGAUUUUACAAAUUCUUGA